This is a messenger RNA of Limulus polyphemus (Atlantic horseshoe crab), 431 nucleotides long. Its product is annotated as annexin B9-like. Lineage: Eukaryota; Metazoa; Arthropoda; Merostomata; Xiphosura; Limulidae. The transcript has 5 exons. Gene Ontology annotation, molecular function: calcium ion binding; calcium-dependent phospholipid binding. Gene Ontology annotation, cellular component: cytoplasm. The annotation marks the transcript as partial. The record is from RefSeq and is a predicted model, not a curated record.
GAGAAGCAGCACAUCGCAGUUCUACAGUAUCCCUCAUAUAAACCAAUACCAGAGGCAUGGCAGCUGAGUUACCAACAAUCACCACCAGGCCGACUAUUGUUUCUCAACCCAAUUUCAACGCAGAGAAAGCAGCAACCAAGCUACACAGAUGUCUAAAAGGAAUUGGUACAGACGCCCGGGUAAUCAUUGACCAACUGACAAAUCACUCAAACCAACAACGCCAGGAAAUGAAACAAAAAUACCAGAACAUGUAUGGAAGGUCAUUGACUGAAGACCUCAAGGUUGAACUUGGCGGCCAUUUUGAAGACGUUUCUCUGUCACUGUUACAGCCACUUCCGGAGUUCCUGGCAGACUGUUUGUACCUCGCUGGGAAGGGGCUAAAGACAGACGAGAAAUGCGUUAUUCAGAUUCUCUGUUCCACUAGUGAAAUG